Messenger RNA from Acanthocheilonema viteae, 2709 nucleotides. NCBI's taxonomy places the organism in Eukaryota, Metazoa, Nematoda, Chromadorea, Rhabditida, Onchocercidae. The record is from the annotation of a GenBank genome assembly.
AUGCCAAAAGCUGUCUACGUUUAUCUGUGCUCACACUACGAUUCAUUAGUUCAUUGUGGCACUAGGUUACAUAACUUAGAAACAUUGUUUCCAGAAAUUCCAACCUGGAAACAUGGCGAUAUGGAGCAACUGCACGAAGCAUAUACACAGCAUAAGAACAUAUCCGCCACCACAACCGAUCAUCGUGCUCCACCAGUCAAACGUAAACCUGUAGAUCAAACUGAAAAUUCAAAGGUAGACGUACCAGUUCAAAUAGUGAAUUCAUUACCAGGAAAUAAGACGGGAAUCAAAACGAAUAACAACAAACAAUUCAACAAUAAGACGAGCGCCCGUACGAAGCCCAGCACAGAAGGGGAAUAUCAGCUGAUCAAAAAUGAGGUGCUCGUCUCUCCCUAUCGAAACCAAUAUGAAGUGUUGGAAUUUUUGGGUAAAGGUACAUUUGGGCAAGUUGUCAAAGCAUGGAAGAAAGGAACGAAUGAAAUCGUUGCAAUAAAAAUACUCAAAAAGCAUCCAUCAUACGCACGACAAGGACAAAUAGAGGCAUUUUAUUUUUAGGUUCUUAUGAACACGGAAAACGAGAAACAAGUAGAAAGUUCUGAAGUAGCAACGCAAUGCUCUUUCGUGUUGGCCGUCCUAUACUUUACAUCACCGGUUUCAAUUUUAUCAAGGCUGAGCAAUGAGAAUGCAGAGGAGUUUAACUUUGUUCGGGCUUAUGAGUGUUUCCAGCACAAACACCAUACAUGUUUGGUAUUUGAAAUGCUGGAGCAAAAUUUAUACGAUUUCCUAAAGCAAAAUAAAUUCAACCCAUUACCACUGUCCAGUAUCAGGCCGAUCGUGCAGCAAGUGCUUACUGCGUUGCUUAAGCUGAAGCAUUUGGGAUUGAUUCAUGCUGACUUGAAACCGGAAAAUAUAAUGUUAGUUGAUCCGUCAAAUCAGCCAUUUCGAGUGAAGGUGAUUGAUUUUGGUUCCGCAUCACACAGAAGCAAAGCAGUUACAAAUACCUACCUCCAAUCACGCUAUUACCGAGCUCCGGAAAUAAUCCUUGGUUUACCUUUCCGUGAAGCAAUCGAUAUGUGGUCGUUAGGUUGCGUGAUAGCAGAAUUAUACCUCGGCUGGCCGCUUUAUCCUGGCAGCAGCGAAUUUGAUCAAAUCCGAUACAUUGUUCAAACUCAGGGACCGCCGCCGUUGCAGAUGUUAUCAACAGCAGCUAAAACACACCGUUUCUUCAAGCAGAUUCACGAUAAUGGUGUGGCACCAUAUUGGCGUUUAAAAACUCCGGAAGAACAUGAGCAAGAGACAUCUAGCAAAUCAAAAGAAACGCGAAAAUAUGUGUUCAACAAUUUGGAUGAUGUCUCGCAGGUAAACAUUCCAACAGAUCUGGAUGAUGUUGAUAAGGAAUGUGAACAGUUGGAUCGUGCUGAUUUCGUGAAUAUUCUGAAGAAAAUGCUGAGCAUUGAUCAGGAUAAACGUAUCACACCGGCUGAAGGUCUUCAGCAUCCGUUCGUUACAAUGGGACAUGUCUUCGUUUAUGGUCCAACGAAAUAUGAUGGUGACGCUCGGCUACCAUUUCGUAAAAGUAAUCAAAUUGCGCAUCAACGAAUGGAAGUGUGUAACCGUAACGGACGUACGGCUGCACAUUCACAACUAUUACAGCAUCGUAAUGCUGCCACAGCGUCGCAAUCAUCUGCACCAACAGCAACGCUUGGUGCAUCGGCUCCUAUCAUCAGUGCACCUGUAGCCGCUGCGGCACCACAAAAUGUUGCACCAACAAUACCACAAGUACCACAACUUCAGCAAGCGGAACUUACGCAUCUGUUGAAUCAAUAUGGUGCAGCGACUGCAGCAGCAGCUGUUGCCGCUGCACGUCAAGCUCCAUUCGCAGGUUUCAUAAACCCACAUGCUGCUGCUGCUGCAGCUGCAGCUGGAACUUUGGUACCACAGCUUGUUUCAAUUCCAUUUGUUGAUGGUCCAAUGCUAGCAACGCAAGCUAUCCCUCCGGCUCCGGCGGCGUGGACGCAAGCUGCUACAGCUUCAUUGAUGCCGUGGACUCUUCCGAAUACAACAGCACUUUUUGCUAAUGAAUUCAUCCUACCUGCUCAUUUACAAACGACGCGUAAUGUUGCCGCAUUGGCUGCAGCGGUGGCAGCGGGCAGUCCUUUUUCGCAUCUUCUGGCACCACAAAUCAAAAAUUAUCCAGAUUUAGCGAAUACGGAUCCUGCUGCCUUAUUUUGGAAUGAUCUUGUGCAGCAACAGCAGGUCCGUGGACGACAAGCGUCAGCAGCUUCAACAAACCCCAGCGGAACACUGCCGACAAGUACUAACCUGUCUAAUUUACGUAUGAGAUCGGGCCCAAGCGGUCUUGCGAAAGAUCCAGCAAUUAUAGCAGCUGGACCACGGAUGAAUAGCACUGCGUCAGGUUUAGAAACGCCAAAAUACCAACUUGAAGCAGCACGGUUAAGCAAUGAGAAUGCGAGUAUAGCGAGUUCAAUGAGUUCAUCGCUUCUGAGCAGCAGUUCAUCUGUACUUAUUCCACCAUCAACAACGGGUGUUGUACGUAAACCGAGUGCUCGUUGUGCUGUUGUGCGACCGAUGAUUGACGUAAAACGCGAAGUUGAUGAUGCAAAUAAAACUAACAUUCGUAACUUAUUUCCUAGCGUGGAUUUCGCAACUGCGCUUAAUACUACGUUUCCGCCAUAUUAUGGUCAUUGA